This is a messenger RNA of Rodentolepis nana, 630 nucleotides long. Lineage: Eukaryota; Metazoa; Platyhelminthes; Cestoda; Cyclophyllidea; Hymenolepididae. The record is from the annotation of a GenBank genome assembly.
AUGAAUAUUUUUCGACUUUUUGGUGAUAUAUCACACUUUGUUGCCAUUAUUAUCUUACUGCUAAAAAUAUGGAAAACCAGAUCUUGCGCGGGUAUAUCUGGCAAAUCGCAGCUCGCAUUUGCUAUCGUGUUUAGUGCACGAUAUUUGGACAUAUUCAUGUAUUUUAUUUCUCUGUAUAAUACAUUCGCCAAAGUUGUCUUUAUUGUCUCUUCUUAUGCGACCCUCUACUUGAUGUACUUCAAGUUUAAAGCUACCUACGAUAGGAACCAUGACACAUUCCGCUUGGAAUUUCUUAUCAUUCCUAGUGCCGUACUAGCUUUAAUCUUUAACUACCACUUCUCUCCAUUUGAGAUUUUGUGGACAUUCUCUAUCUACCUCGAGUCGGUUGCAAUUCUGCCGCAACUGUUCUUAAUAUCAAAGACAGGUGAAGCUGAGACAAUAACUUCACACUACCUGUUUGCUCUUGGUUCAUACCGAGCUCUUUAUAUUUUAAACUGGUUAUUCCGAUAUAUUUUUGAGGGCUAUGUUGACUAUAUUGCUAUUAUUGCUGGUGUUGUGCAAACUGUGCUCUAUCUAGAUUUCUUCUAUCUCUACGUUACUAAAGGUAAGCUCUCGUUUGUAUUUUCUUAA